AUGACAUUUAACAACAUAGACGGUAAAGAAAAUGACGAUAUUGCCAUCAUUGGUUUAGGUUUCAGAUUCCCUGGUGGUUCGAGCUCUCCAAACGAAUUUUGGAAUAAUAUGAUCAACAAGUUUGAUGGUAUUUCAAAAAUCCCAGAGGAAAGAUGGUCUAAAACUUUUCAUGAACAAGAUUAUAUAAAUAAUGAAUAUGGUGGUAUCUUAAAAGAGGAGGAGUGGAGACAAUUUGAUCCAUUAUUCUUUGGAAUUAGUCCAAAAGAAGCACCAUCACUCGAUCCACAACAACGUUUGUUAAUGAUUUCAUUAUGGGAAGCUUUAGAAGAUGCACAUAUUAAACCUUCUACUCUCCGUGGUUCAGAUACUGGUGUUUUUAUUGGUAUGAUGAAUUUAGAUUAUCAACGUUGUCAAUUUCGUGAUAUUACUACAGUUUCACCAUAUACUGUAACUGGUAAUGCUCAAUCAUUUAUUUCAAAUCGUCUUAGUUUUAGUUUUGAUCUCCGUGGCCCAUCGAUGACUGUCGAUACUGCUUGCUCAAGUUCUUUAAAUGCCGUUUAUCUUGGUUGUCAAGCUAUUGCAACAGGUGAUUGCAAAAUGGCUGUUGUUGGUGGUGUAAAUGGAAUUUUUGAUCCAACCAUCUCAAUGAGCUUUAGUGCUUUUGGUAUGCUUGGCCACAAGGGUCAAUGUCGUUCUUUCGAUGCCGAUGCUGAUGGUUUUAUUCGUGGUGAAGGUGCUGGUGUUAUUAUUUUAAAGAAAUAUUCCGAUGCUAUUAAAGAUGGUGAUCGUGUUUAUUGUCUUAUCAAAGGUGGUAGUUCAAAUGUUGAUGGUUAUAAUCAAAAGACCAAUAUAACAGCUCCAUCCAAAAAGGCCCAAAGUGAAAAUAUCGAAAUUGCUCUUAAAAAAUCAAAUGUAGAUCCAUCUGAAGUUUAUUAUAUCGAAGCUCAUGGUACCGGUACUCCUGUUGGUGAUCCAAUUGAAAUCGAAGCUCUUUCGAAUGUUUUUAAAUCAAACCACUCCCCAAGUAAUCCAUUAUAUAUUGGUUCAGUUAAAUCAAAUAUGGGACAUCUUGAAAGUGCUGCUGGUAUUGCCUCCAUGGUUAAAUGUGCAUUAAUGUUAAAACAUCGUACUCUUAUUCCAAAUAUUCACUUUGAUAAACCAAAUCCCCUUAUUAAUUUUGAAGAUUGGAAUGUGCGUGUUGUUACAGAUGUUCAAAAGUUCCCAGAGGAUAAAAUUGUUAGAAUGGGUGUUAAUAGUUUUGGUUUAUCAGGUUCAAAUUGCCACAUGAUUUUAGAAGAGGCCCCAAUAGUUCAACAACAACAACAACAACAAAAAGAAGAAAAUACAAAAGAAUUUUUGGUUCCAUUUUCAGGUAAUACCAAAACUUCUUUAAAUAAAUUCAUCGAUACCGUAUUAAAUAAUCAAGAAUAUAAAAAUAUUAAUUUCAAAGACUUUGUCAAGCAUCAAUCUAUUUCAAGAUCAAGUUUAGUCAGCAGAAAAGUUGUAACUGCUUCAAGUUGGGAAGAUUUAUUGAAAAAAAGAAAUGAGGUUAGUACUUCAUCUUCUCUUACAUCAACAAUUUCGACUCCAUCUUCAUCCACUCCAUUAGUUUUCGUUUUUGUUGGUCAAGGUCCUCAAUGGAAGGAUAUGUUAACUAAACUUUAUGAAACCGAACCAAUUUUCAAACAAGCCGUUGAUGACUGUGAUAAAUUACUUGAAAAAUACUUUGGUUACUCAAUUCUCGAACAACUUCGUUCACUUGAAAAAGAAGAUUCACCAGAAAUACACCAUCCAAAACUUGCACAACCAAGUAUUUUCUUAGUUCAAGUAGGUUUAGUUGCUUUAUAUAAAGCUUUUAACAUUACUCCAUCAAUUGUCGUUGGUCACAGUUUUGGUGAAGUUACUGCUGCUUUAUAUUCCGGAGUUAUUGAUUUAGAAACUGCUGCUAAAAUAGUUUACCACAGAAGUACAUUACAAAAUCUUACUAUUGGUAGUGGUAGAUUAAUGUCAAUUGGUAUUGGUGAUAAAAAAUAUAUUGAAUUAUGUGGUGCCUCCCAUCCAAAUAUCGAAAUUGCAUGUUAUAAUGAUCCAAACUCAAUUGUAAUUACUGGAAGUGAAGAAGAAUUAAACCAAGUUAAAAACGAAUUAUCUGAACAAGGAGUUUUCUGUGCUUUCUUAGGUACACCUUGUUCAUUCCACUCAUCAAAACAAGAACAAAUUAAAGAUCAAGUAUUUAAUGCUCUUUCCGAUUUACCAGAAUCUUCUGAACCAAAGAUCCCAUUCUUUUCAACAAUUACCGGUAAACAAUCGAUAGAAAAAGGUUUUUAUAAUUGUCAAUAUAUCUAUGAUAAUCUCCGUCAACCUGUUAAUUUCACUGAUGCCAUUUCAAAUAUCUACACAUAUCUUGAAGAAAAUGAAAUGAAAAAUGCUAUUUUUGUUGAAAUAGGUCCACAUCCAACUCUUGGUUUUUAUAUUCCAAAAUGCAAACCAUCAUCAAGCUCCAUUGCUUCCAGUAUUAUCGUCUCACCACUUCAUAAAAAGAAAGAAGUUAUUUCACAAAUGAAAAUUGCAAUCUCAACUCUUUACUGUAAUGGUGUUGAAGUUGACUUUUCUGCUCAAUUUUUAAAUGAAAAACCAAACCAUCAAUUUAAAGAAUCUACUUCAAUCUUGCCAAGAUACCAAUGGGACAAUGCAGACUAUUGGACUGAACCAACCGAAAGCAAAUUAGUUAAAAGAGGUCCAUCCAAAAACUCUUUAGGUCAUGAUAAGUUCAGCGGUAACUCAUUAUUCGAAACAUUUAUUGAUAUCAGAAAACCAGCAUACCAAUUUUAUAAAGGCCAUAAAAUCAAGGGUAAAUACUUGUUCCCAGGUUCUGGUUAUAUUGACAAUAUAAUUCGUAAUUGGCAAUCACAAGAUAUAACAAUUUACAAUUUAGAAUUUAAAUCCCCAUUCUUUUUAACUGAAGGUAUUCAACACCAUCUUCAAACAAGUGUAGUAUCAUCCACCAAAGGUGAAUUUAAAGUUGAAUUUUUCGUUAAAGAUAAUAAAGAUUCUACUACUUGGACUAAAACCUCAAAUGGACGUGUUGGUUUAUUCCCACACAACUAUUCAAAUUCCAAAAGAAAUAUUCAAGAAUUAAAAAAGAGAUGCUCCUUUGCAACACUUAACAAAUCUGAAGUUUAUGGUAAACUUUUAUUAUUAAAUUUACCAUAUGGACCAACAUUCCAAAGAGUAGAGCAAUUAGAAAUUGGUGACAAUGUUUCAUUGGCUAAACUUGAAGUUUCCCCAUCAUCUCAUUUAGAUAACAGUUUCUUUAAUGCAUCCAUUCUUGAUUGUGCACUCCAUGGUUUAUUGGCUUUAGGUGAAGGUCCCCAAGAAGUUAUCUUUGAUCGUUUACAAGAUUUAAAGGUAUACCAUUCAAACAUUCCAGCCAACCAACCAAGUCAUGUUUAUGUAUUCUCUAAACUUGAAAAAAUUGUUGGUAACUCAACACAUGGUUCAAUUGAAAUAAUGCUUGAAGAUGGUACUUUAUUAGUUUCCAUAAAACAAGUUAAAUCAACCUCCUUACUUCGUAUUAAGAAACCAUCAAUUAAAUAUCCAUCAAAAGAUUUAUACUCACACAAAUGGCAAUUAAAAGAAUCAUCACUCGAGCAACCAAAUCAAACAUUAAUUGACAGUAUUGUUUCUGGUGUUGAACAUUUAACAAAAGACAAACAAUUCAAUGAUUAUUUGGUAAAGAAUUUAUUCAUUUCAAUUAAAAAUGAAUUUAAUGAAUUUAGUUCCAAUGUCUCAAAUAUCGAUGAAGAGUUAACCAAAUUAUCAAUUGACUCAAAGAAUACAACAUUAUUUACAAAUAUUUUACAAAUAGUUAAAAACGAAAAUUUAAUAGAAGAAUCAAUUGAGUCUCUUAAAAAAUCAGUUUAUGACAAAUUCAAUUCUAAAUAUUCAAAUGAAAUAAAAUAUGUAGAAAAGAAAAUAAGAACCAUUGUAUCAACUCUUAAAAAUGCAGAUAAAGAACAUCUUUCACCAAGUAACCCAAGCUCACCAUUAGAAUCUCCAAGAAAACAAAAAUCCUUAGCCAAUCAAUCUGGAGAAUCUGUAUCAUGUGAUAACUCUGACUCUGAAGAAGUUUCUAAUGAAUCAAGCCCAUUAAAUAAAUUAAAGCUAUUCAAUAACCAAAAUGAAAUCAUUUCAAAUAAUAUUCAAACUCUAUUCAGACCACUCCUUGCUUCAGAAAAUAAAUCAAUUUAUAAAAUCAUUGACUUUUCAACUCAUGAUAAUACAGAUUUAACAAUUUCAGUUUUAGAAAAAUUAAAUAAUUUAAUUAAAUCAAACGGUACCUCUUCACUUAUUGAAUAUACCUUAGCAAUUACCAAUGAAGCCUCAUUAGCCAACACAAACUUAAUCAAAGAAAUUACUAAACAAUAUCAAAAAUCAAUCGAAAUCAAAUACCGUUCAGUAUCAUUCUCAAAAGAUUUCUCUGAACAAAAUAUUUUAUCUUCAAAUUACGACCUUGUUAUAUCAUCUUUUGUUUUAAACAACUCUUUAGAUAUUAAAUCAACUCUUUCAGAAUAUAACAACAUCACAUUACCAAAUGGCCAACUUUUCUUAUUAGAACAACCAAGAGAUAACCCCUUAUUUGAUAUCAUAUUCUCUGAAUGCAGUAACACUUCAAAUACCAUUGACUCAAUUAAACAACAACUUUAUUACACUGGGUACAAUAGAGUAGCUCAUUCAAAUGAUACCUCAUCACCAUUUGUUUUCCAUGCUCAAAAAAUGGAUAUAAAUUCAACUCCAAUGGUCUUUUCAACAGAUAAAACCUCAAUAAGCACAAAUUAUGAAAACUUUAUUUUUGUAACUACAAGAGAACAACAAAGUACAAGUUAUUUUGAAGAAUACAAGUUUAACGCCGAAAUUUUUGCAAAUAAUUAUCAAGUUGUUUUUACAGAUGAAAUUUCUUCAAAACAAAAUGUAUUUGAAAAUCUUAAAGAUCAAGAUCUUAUAAUUUUCAUAGCCCCACUUGAAUCUUUAACUGUUCAAAACUAUAAACAAAUUACAAUGGACUAUGUAUUGAUCAACCAAAUUAUAUUAAAAAAUUCAUUAAAGUGCAGAUUACUUUUAGUCACCUUAGAUGCUCAAAAUGGUGGCUCCAAUUAUUUUAACUCAUCUUUAAUUGGCACAUUUAGAUACUUUUUGGAAUUCCCAUCCAUAAUUUCACAUUCCAUUGACGUAGAUAGAGAAUCAAUCGAUAACUUUGCCUUAUUACUCCGUCUCUUUGAUACAACAACAAUUGGUGAUAAUGAAUUAAUUAUUAGAAAGAAUAAAGUAUUUGUUCAAAAGAUUUUCAAAGAACCAACUCUUUUGAAGUCCAAUUCUUACGAAAAAGACCCAGAAAACAUUUUCUUAAAUACCAAUAGUAAUUUAGAAUUUACACCAAAAGCUAGAGAAGAAAUUCCAAAAGGUCAUGUCGAAAUUAAAGUUAUGGCAACAGGUAUUAAUUAUAAAGAUAAUCUCUUUUAUAGAGGUUUAUUACCACAAGAAAUUUUCACCAAAGGUGAUAUCUACUCACCACCAUUCGGUCUUGAAUGCUCAGGUAUUGUAACCCGUGUUUCAUCAGAUGUUGGUCGUUUCAAAGUCGGUGACAAGGUUGUAGGCUUUGCAAGUCAUUCACUUAGCUCACAUGUUAUUGCCAGUCAAGAUAAGAUUAUUAUUAAACCAGAAGGCAUUUCAUUCGUUGAAGCUGCUGCUGUCUGUGUUGUCUAUGCUACCAGUUACUAUGCAAUUUAUCAAAUUGGUUCAUUUAUGACAGAUAAAGAAUCCAUUAUGGUUCACUCUGCUACUGGAGGUGUCGGUCUAGCCACUCUUAAUAUAUUGAAAUGGAAGAGAAAACAAUUGGGUUGUCUUGAAAAUGGACCAGCCAUCUAUGCUACUGUAGGCUCAAAAGAAAAGGUCGAAUACCUCAAUGAUAAAUAUGGUUCUUUAAUUACAAAUAUUUAUAACAGCAGAGAUACAGAAUUUAGUGAUCUCAUUAUGUCAUCAAGUGAUGGUGUCGAUCUUAUUCUCAAUACACUUUCAGGUGAUUACCUUUCUGCAAAUUUCCGUUCACUUUCACAAGUUGGUAGAAUUAUGGAUCUCUCUGUAACACAAUUAGUUGAAAACGAUGGUCUUGAUAUUUCUAACUUUAAAUACCAUGUAGGCUAUAACACUGUAGAUUUAGAAAGAGCAGCAAAAUACAACUCAACAGUUGUUAGAAGUAUUCUUACAGAAGUCUUUAGUGCAAUAGAAGAAGGAUCAUUAGAAAACAUUCCAAUUAAAGUAUUCCCAGCAACUGAAGUUAAAACAGCAAUUGAAUAUAUUAAUGAAAGAGUUCAUAUUGGUAAAGUUGUUAUUGAUUUCCAAGAUUUCGAUGCUACUAUUCUUAAACCAUUACUUGCAGAUAAAGAAAAUCCAAUUGCAUUAAACAAAGUUAAAAAAGAUAAAAUUAUUUUAGACUCACUCAAACAAACAAUAUUAGUAACAGGUCAAACAGGUAUUGCUAUUCAUAUUUUGAAAUGGAUCAUUUCAUCAACCAAAGAUGUUACAGAUUUUAUUAUCCUAUCACGUUCAUCAAUGAAAUGGGAAUUACAAAAUCUUAUAAAUCAAACUAAACACAAAUAUGGUGACAAAUUUAGAUUCCAUUAUAAAUCAGUAAAUGUUGUAGAUAUUGACGCAACCCGUAGUGCCAUUAAAGAAAUUUAUUCAUGUGAAAAAUCUCUUUCCCCAAUCAAAACAGUUUUCCAUUUCGCAACAGUUUAUGAAUAUAUUUUACCAGAAGAUAUUACACAAAAGGUUAUCGAUAAUACCCACGAUCCAAAGAGUGUUGGUGCCUAUAACCUUCAUACCCUAAGUGUCGAAUUGAAUUGGAAUCUCGAUAAUUUUGUUCUUUUUUCAUCAAUUGGUGCCAUCGUUGGUGGUUCAAAACAAUGUGCAUACUCGAGUGCAAACUUUGUUUUAGAUUCAUUAGCUCAAUAUAGAAAGAGUCAAGGUCUCAACGCAAUCUCUGUUAAUUGGGGCGCUUUAGAUGCAGGUGGUGUAGUAGCUAUUGAUAAAUCAGUAUGCCAAUUCUUAAAAGGUCAAGGUAUUAACUUGGUAUCAUUAUCAAAGAUUUUGGGUGGUCUUGAUGCCUUCUUCCAAACUGAAAACAAUAGCGUUUCAAAUGUAAUGUUAAGUAACUUUAAUAUCGAAACUUUAUUAAACUCAAUUCCACAAAUGAAAAGAAAGAUGGAUCACCUUUUAAACAACUAUAAAAUUGUUAUUUCAACUGAAAAUACUUCUGUUGGAGGUGACAGUGUUCAAGAUAGAGUUAUUGCCACCGUAUCCGAACUUUUAUCAAUUGACCCUUCAAAAAUUAAUUUAGAAACUCGUUUAAAAGAUUAUGGUAUUGAUAGUCUCUUAACUGUACAACUCAAGAACUGGAUCGAUAAAGAAUUUGCCAAAAAUCUAUUUACUCACUUACAACUUUCAUCAAGCAGCAUAAACCAAAUCAUUCAAAGAAUAAAUGGUAAAAAAUAA
Dictyostelium purpureum is the source of this 7551-nucleotide messenger RNA. RefSeq lists its product as uncharacterized. The record is from RefSeq and is a predicted model, not a curated record. The transcript has 3 exons. Gene Ontology annotation, biological process: fatty acid biosynthetic process. Lineage: Eukaryota; Evosea; Eumycetozoa; Dictyosteliales; Dictyosteliaceae. Gene Ontology annotation, molecular function: oxidoreductase activity; phosphopantetheine binding; 3-oxoacyl-[acyl-carrier-protein] synthase activity. The coding region runs from base 1 to 7551 and encodes 2516 amino acids.